UCACGCCGUGGAGCUGUAGUGGGGGAAGGGGUCGCUGGAGUUGACGGAGCCGCCAUCUUGAAAAGUGCCCUCCGAUCAUCCACCGUUUCGCGCCUGUCAGAAUCACUUUUAAACGCUUUAUUUCCCUUACCGGAAUCCGGUGUAUUUUCCUGGUGUACAUUCGUUAAGGCCCGGGGCUGAUGGCAACAUAAGCUACAUGCUGGAGACUCUCCGUUUGCCGUUGUCUACCGGUGUGUGCUGUUGAACUGCUGUAUGUGUGCCGUUUGUCAGUCUGUCCAUCACCGCUGUCUGCCUACCUGUCUGUCCAUCCGGCUAGCCUGGAAUGGGCCACAACUCCCAAAGACUAGGACACACCUCUUUUUAACCUGAGCUCCACUGUCUGGACUCUAACAUACUCACAGAGCCAACAUGUUUUGGAAAUUUGACCUCCACACCACAUCCCACAUUGACACGCUGUUGGAGAAGGAGGAUGUGACGCUGACAGAGGUGAUGGAUGAGGACGACGUCCUGCAGGAGUGCAAGGCCCAGAACCUCAAACUGGUCGACUUCCUGCUGAGACCACAGUGCAUGGAGGACCUGGUCACCUUCAUCACACAGGAACCCAGUACUGAUGUUGAGGAGAAAGUGAAAUACAAGUAUCCCAACAUAUCAUGUGAGCUGCUUACAUCAGAUUUGGGCCAGAUCAACGACAGACUGGGAGAAGAUGAGAAACUGCUGAUGAAACUGUAUGGCUUCCUCCAGAAUGAGCCGCCUCUCAAUCCGCUCCUGGCCAGCUUCUUCUCCAAGGUCCUAUCCAUUCUUAUAGGACGCAAGCCUGAACAGAUAGUAGAGUUUCUGCGGAAGCGGGAGGACUUUGUAGACUUGAUGAUCAAACACAUCGGGACAUCUGCCAUCAUGGACCUGCUGCUCAGAAUGCUAACCUGCAUCGAACCACAACAGCUACGACAGGACGUUCUCAACUGGCUGAAUGAGGAGAAGGUGAUUCAGAGACUGGUGGACAUGGUACAACCUUCUCAAGAUGAGGAUAGACACUCCAAUGCCUCCCAGUCACUGUGUGAGAUCAUCAGACUGAGCAGAGACCAGAUGUUCCAGGUCCAGGGCUCCUCAGACCCCGACCCACUUCUGGCUACACUUGAAAAGCAAGAGACGGUGGAGCAGCUGCUGUUUAAUAUCUUCGACAAGGAGAAGAAUGAAUCUGCAAUUGUCAGUGUUAUCCAGAUCCUCCUCACAUUGUUUGAGACAAGGAGACCAGCAUUUGAGGGUCAUAUGGAUUGCCCCCCUGGGAUGUCGCACCCUUCAUUCUCAGUCAACCACAGCAUCCUGGAGGCUGUGAGACCCCGACUCAAAGACUUCCACCAGCUGCUACUGGAACCCCCAAAGGCCAACGUGAUGAAGACAACAUGGGGGGUGCUGGACCCUCCUGUGGGUAACACCAGGCUCAAUGUGGUCAGACUGGUGGCCAGUCUGUUGCAGAGCAACACACACAGCAUCAACACAGAACUCAUUAACCUCAACACACUGGGAGUCAUACUAGAUAUGUAUUUCAAAUACAUCUGGAACAACUUCCUCCACAUUCAAGUGGAGAUCUGCACAGCCAUGAUUCUGGCUAUGCCCCCCGCCCCCACUGACAUCCAGCCAGACACGGAGCAGGAAAAUGCGAGGGAGAGCAUCCUCAUCAAACAUCUGUUUCAAAAGUGCCAGUUUAUACAGAGAAUCGUAGAGGCCUGGAGCUCCAAUGAGAAAGAACAGUCAGAAGGUGGUCGGCGACGAGGCUACAUGGGUCACCUCACCAGAAUAGCCAACUCUAUAGUUCAUAACUGUGACAAAGGCCCUAAUGGACCACAGAUACAACAGCUCAUCUCUGAGCUCCCAGCAGAGGACAGAGACAAAUGGGAGGCCUUUAUUUCUGGGCAGCUGUCUGACACAAACAAGAGAAACACUGUUGACCUGGUGAAUACACACCACAUCCAUUCUUCCAGUGAUGAUGAGGUGGACUUUAAAGACAGUGGCUUUCACCAGGACUCCUCUCUACAACAAGCCUUUUCUGAUUAUCAGAUGCAACAAAUGACGUCCAAUUUUAUUGAGCAGUUCGGCUUCAAUGACGAAGAGUUUGCUGAUCAGGACGAUGUUGUGGAUAUUCCCUUUGAUAGAAUAUCAGACAUCAAUUUUUCACUGAAUACAAAUGAAAGUGCAAAUAUAGCUUUGUUUGAGGCACGCUGUAAGGAGAAAAUCCAACAGUUUGAAGAUGCUGGUUCAGAUGAGGAAGAUAUAUGGGACGAAAAAGACGUCACUUUCGCACCAGAGGCACAGAGACGCCCCAGGAGUUCAGGCAGCACAGACAGCGAGGAAAGCACAGACUCGGAGGAGGAGGAUGUGAAGAGAGAUCCAUUUGAAGCUUCCAAUCCCAGCACCGAUGACCGAAUGGAAGUCGACACAGGGCCUGUUUGGACGGCCAACUUUGAUGACAUCCCCAUGGACACAGGUACGUCUACAGCUCCAGCCUCCAGCCCCAACAACCCCGCUGCCCCCCCUGCUGUGUCCUCCUCCUCCUCUUCCACAGAAGACCUCCCCGAUGCAGGAUGGAGCUCCACUCCUCCUGCCCCCUCCAGCACUGAAAUAGGCUGGGCUGAUUUCUCCAACUUCACCCCUGUCAGCCCCAAAGACCCUCUGAGGUGCAACUCUCCUGUUGCUAUGGAAACCAGCAUAGAGACAAUGGACCCUCUGGGGGUCAAUGCACCCAUGCAGCCUGAAGAUUGUGAUGGUUGGUUGGGUACCAGCGUGGCUUCUCCUUCUUCCACCUCAGCUAAGGAUUGUGGGAGAUCUAAAGCAGAGGAGGAAACAGCUUCUUGUGAGCAUCGCAGCAUCACCGAGACGGUCAUCAACGGCUCCAUGAAAGAAACGGUCAGCCUCACUGUUGAUGCCAAGACCGAGACCGCCGUCUUUAAGAGAGUUUUGAAAUCUUAUCGUGAUGAAGAGAAGAAUGCUUCUUCAGAGAAAUGCUCAGUAGUGGAGUGUGUGGAUUUGGAGAGAACAGGCGUCAACAGCUCAGCCGCAGCCUGCUGUCCCAAAACAGGCAGUGAGAAGUGUCGGCCCACUGCGGAGCUUCCCAACGGUCCUCUAGAUGAGAUGUCAGCCACAGAGGAGGCCAAACUGGACCAGAGUGCCGUAUCCUCAGAGCCAGCUGUAAAUGGGCCGGCGUGAGGGUUGCCUAAUGCCAGCCAAUGUCCAGCCUGUUCUGCCAUGCAGGGCCCCUCCUCCUGACCAGCCAGCGGAGGGCCACUACUCAGAGCUGUACCAAUCACACGCCCCCCCCACCAGGACCAGCAAUACUCCCAUUGGCUCACCACUGACGGACAGACAGGUGUACAGACACACGAUGAACUGAAAGCAAAAUGAGAGACAUACUCAAAUGGAUACAGAAUAAUUUUUUUUCUGCAUUUGUUUAUAUACUAUUGUUCUUAUGAGGUGAUGUGCGACUGAUAUCUUGCCACUCAAAAUUAAAUAGUAAUGUUGCUAUAGUUAAAGAAAUGAUUGUAUGAAUAAAAUAUUUUAUAAAAAGAAAAAUGUAUACAGAAACAUAAGAUGAAUUAACACAUAAAAACAGGAAUAGCUGAUUGGUGUCUCAACCAACCUUUAAGCUGUUGUUACUUGGCUGGAUCUGUUAUCCUGCGUACUUAAUACAACAGUUGCUCUAUUUAAAAUUGUCACCCACCAUUGGUCUGCCUCUGAGCGAAGCUGCUCCUACCAAUUGAAACACAUUUCAAAAAACACACUCAAAAGUUUUAUUUUGCUGCAGGUUAUUAUUAUUUGUAAAUGUUUUUUCUCUUGUAUUCUUCUGCAUUGAGUAAGAUUUGACACGCUUUUUUUGGUAUCAUUUUUUUUUUUUUUUAUUUAUUAUGGAAGUAAGAUGAUGGUUAUGUUUUGUUACUAAAGAGCCAUACCAACACACCCUCUCCUCUUCUAGCAGGCUGCAUUCAUGCUAACUGGGUUCCUACCUUGCAGCUAGAAGGCUAAACAGGAGUGAUACAGUAUGUCGUCACCACAGCCUGAACUGGGAGCUGUUCAUGCAUUCUGAGCUUGUGUUUUUAGUCCCAACUAAACUUCUUUAGAACCACAGUCCUCUUUGGCCCAAAACUCUCUUCUUUUUUUUUAUCUGAAGUGCUUUUUAGACCAGUGGUUCUUAAUUUGGGGGGGGUGGGUCUCCCUUUAGACCAAGUUCUCAUUGAGCAAAUUGCAGGUUGGAGAUGCAUCUAUACAGCGUGGCACAACUGUGAUUUCAGGCAGCUACAGCAUUUUAGAGAGCUUGGCAGGAGAGUUAAAGUCAAACUAAACACAAAUGAAAGAUUAUUCUGUGCUCAGCCUCGUGGGGCUAGGUGUGAUUCAGUCACUUUAUGAUAAGAAGAGGACUAUGUUACAAUUGUAAAUGUGGACAGUUGUGAAAUCAGCUGCUGAUCAAGUUCCAAGCGCAGGUGUUUAUUCUUAGUGGGCUUAGUGACAACGCACCAUGUCGGCCAAUCAAAUCAAUGUGCGCAUUCCUGGUAGAUUACUCUGUAAUCACUUGUUUACCUGCUAAUGUUGAAGGACAGACCCCCACCACCAGCAGACGCUAGUGUUUUGCUGUGAUGUUUAAUCCAGGAAGUCCAGUUUGAGUAAAGCAUCUAUGAGUUCAAAGCGUUAAGUGCUACUGUCAGUCUGAACGCAUCCUUGUUGCAUCAUUUUUUUUCUUUGAAUCACUACCUCUUCUUAAAAGUCCGCCUUCAUGAGGCGAUGGAUUGACUGGGAAAUUUGACUUUGAAUUUUCAAACAAACGUAAAAACCUGUCAAGGCUGUGUUCGGACAUAUUGUAGUUGCCUCUGUGUGUGUAUAUAUAUAUAUAUGGCCUUUUAGCUAUGGUUUGGUCUUCACCAAUUCUUGAGAAAAAUGUCUGGCUUUUGAGCAACUUUCUUUUCUUAGCAUUAUAAAUAAAGGACCAACUUUUGCGAUGGGCCAAUUGUUAGUCUACUGAUAAAAAAAAAAUGAUCGGCAGCAGAUCUGUUGCAGCAUUACUGCUGAAUAUCCGUCCACAGUAGAUUCACUUUGAGCCCUAAAUAGACCAUUUACCAACACAUCUAAAUGGUGUCUUUGUUGCUAGAAAUCACACUCCUGUGCAGCGCUUCCUUUUCCCUUCUUUCCAUGGAGCCGCUUCCUUUCUGCUCACCAAAUGUGACCCUUUUUAUUUUUUUUUUCCCCAUCUUGGUAUCAAUUGAUUCACUGGUUGGGAUUUGGUUCCAAAAGAAAAUGUAACUUAAAAUUUUCUGUACCAGCAUUGGAAAGGGAAGAGGCAAUUUACAGAUGAUGGUACAACCCACUUUUUGUCGGAUUAUGAAUUAAUUAAAUUUCAUCUUAAUUUCUGAA
Messenger RNA from Sebastes umbrosus (honeycomb rockfish), 5394 nucleotides. RefSeq names its product protein phosphatase 6, regulatory subunit 3 (gene ppp6r3). Gene Ontology annotation, cellular component: nucleus; cytosol. Lineage: Eukaryota; Metazoa; Chordata; Actinopteri; Perciformes; Sebastidae. The record is from RefSeq and is a predicted model, not a curated record. The transcript has 26 exons. Gene Ontology annotation, molecular function: protein phosphatase binding; protein phosphatase regulator activity. Bases 409 to 3201 code for a protein of 930 amino acids.